Sphaerodactylus townsendi is the source of this 5056-nucleotide messenger RNA. RefSeq names its product mitogen-activated protein kinase kinase kinase 15 (gene MAP3K15). The transcript has 28 exons. The coding region runs from base 163 to 4206 and encodes 1347 amino acids. Gene Ontology annotation, molecular function: ATP binding; MAP kinase kinase kinase activity. Lineage: Eukaryota; Metazoa; Chordata; Lepidosauria; Squamata; Sphaerodactylidae. The record is from RefSeq and is a predicted model, not a curated record. Gene Ontology annotation, biological process: protein phosphorylation; cellular response to stress; MAPK cascade.
UUCCCCCGAAGCAAGAGGCGGCGCGCGAGAGAAGUUUGUUUUGGCUCGGCCGGUGUUGCUGCAGCGCACGCCCGCAGGCAGGCGCCGGGCUCCCGGCAGUCACCUCCAAGGGCACCGAGAGCACCCGCCGCCUCAUGUAGCGCGGUGGCCGGGCGGAGCCCCAUGGAAACCCCGGGGGGCGCCGGCGCCUCAGCGGCCGCGGAACAGCAGCAGGGCACCGGCGGCGGGGACUCCUCCGAGCAGCAGCUCAGUCCCCCGGGCGCUCCGGAGGCGCUGGCUGGUUCUGAGGCGGCGCCGGGCGCAGCAAUCGCAGCUGCCGGCGGGGAGGGCGGCGGGCCGGUGUUGCGCCAGCGCUGCCUGCGAGCCGUGUAUGUGCUCAACGACCACAACCCCAAAGGCGCCGAAGCCGGGGCGCUGCAGUGCCUGGUGCGAGCCUGCGCGGCCGAGGGAGCCCACCUCGCCACGGUCAACUUUGGCGAGUUGGACUUCGGCGAGACGGCGGUGCUGGACGUCUUCUACGACGCGGAUGUUGCAGUAGUGGAUAUGAGUGAUGUUUCCAGGCAGCCAUCCUUAUUCUAUCAUCUUGGAGUACGUGAAAGCUUUGACAUGGCCAAUAAUGUUAUACUCUACAAUGACACUGAUGCUGAUACUGCUCAGUCACUGAAGGACAUGGUGUCUCAGAAAAACACAGCUUCAAGUGGCAAUUACUACUUUAUUCCAUAUAUUGUAACACCUUGUGCUGAUUAUUUUUGUUGCGAAAGUGAUGCCCAGCGGAGAGCUUCUGAGUACAUGCAGCCUAAUUGGGACGCUAUCCUGGGGCCUCUCUGUGUGCCACUGAUGGACAGGUUUAUCAGUCUUCUCAAGGACAUCCAUGUCACAUCAUGCACAUAUUACAAGGAAACACUGCUGAAUGACAUUAGAAAAGCUAGAGAGAAGUAUCAAGGAGAAGAACUGGCAAAGGAGUUGGCCAGGAUUAAGCUUCGUAUGGAUAAUACUGAAGUCCUGACUUCUGACAUAGUAAUAAACUUGCUUCUGUCAUACCGAGAUAUCCAGGACUAUGAUGCUAUGGUAAAGCUGGUAGAAACACUGGAAAUGCUGCCAACCUGCGAUUUGGCUGAUCAGAACAAUAUUAAAUUUCACUAUGCAUUUGCAUUGAAUCGAAGGAACAAUACAGGUGACCGGGGGAAAGCACUACAAGUGAUGCUUCAGGUUCUGCAGACAUGUGAUCAUCCUGCACCGGACAUGUUCUGCUUGUGUGGGAGAAUCUACAAGGACAUAUUUUUGGAUUCAGACUGUAAAGAUAUCAGCAGCCGAGACAGAUCUAUUGAAUGGUACCGCAAAGGGUUUGAGCUUCAGUCAUCUCUGUAUUCGGGAAUUAAUCUAGCAGUUUUGCUGAUUGUUGCCGGACAGCAGUUUGAAACCUCCAUGGAACUCAGGAAAAUAGGUGUGCGAUUAAACAGUCUGUUGGGAAGAAAAGGGAGCUUGGAAAAAAUGAAUAAUUACUGGGAUGUUGGGCAGUUCUUCAGUGUAAGCAUGUUGGCGAAUGACAUUGGUAAAGCAGUACAAGCCGCCGAGAGGCUGUUCAAACUGAAACCGCCAAUGUGGUAUUUGAAGUCGUUAGUGCAGAACCUGGUCUUAAUUCAACGUUUCAGGAAACUCUCCAUAGAACACUCUCCAAGACAAGAGAAAUUGAACUUCUGGUUAGACAUAAUUUUUGAGGCAACCAAAGAAACAAUGAAUGGUUUAAGAUUCCCGGUAUUGGUGAUAGAACCAACUAAGGUAUAUCAGCCUGCAUAUGUUUCAAUUAAUAAUGAAGCAGAUGAGAGAACUGUUUCCCUGUGGCAUGUGUCUCCUACAGAAAUGAAACAGAUUCAUGAAUGGAACUUUACAGCUUCUUCUAUUAGAGGAAUAAGCAUAUCUAAAUUUGAUGAACGAUGUUGUUUUCUGUAUGUCCAUGACAACUCUGAUGACUUUCAAAUCUACUUUUCUACAGAGAACCAGUGUAAUAGGUUCUGCGGUUUAGUUAAAGAAAUUUUAACUGAUGCUGUGGGAAGCAGUUUGGAACUUGAAGGGGAGAUUGAUGGUGACACACUAGAAUAUGAGUAUGACUAUGAUGAGAAUGGAGACAGAGUAAUAUUAGGCAAAGGGACCUAUGGAAUAGUGUAUGCUGGGAGGGACCUUAGCAAUCAGGUCCGAAUAGCCAUCAAAGAAAUUCCAGAGAGGGACAGCAGAUAUUCUCAGCCACUACAUGAAGAAAUUGCUCUCCACAAAUAUUUAAAGCAUCGUAAUAUAGUCCAGUAUCUUGGUUCUGUUUCUGAAGAUGGAUAUAUUAAAAUCUUUAUGGAGCAGGUACCAGGAGGAAGUCUUUCUGUCCUCCUAAGAUCAAAAUGGGGACCAUUGAAAGAACCUACAAUUAAAUUUUAUACCAAGCAAAUUCUAGAGGGUCUGAAGUAUCUCCAUGAAAACCAGAUCGUACACAGAGACAUAAAAGGAGAUAAUGUUUUGGUGAACACUUAUAGUGGUGUGGUAAAAAUUUCUGAUUUUGGGACUUCCAAACGUUUGGCAGGAGUCAAUCCAUGUACAGAGACAUUCACAGGCACUUUGCAGUAUAUGGCUCCAGAAAUUAUUGAUAAGGGGCCUCGAGGAUAUGGUGCACCAGCUGACAUGUGGUCUCUAGGAUGCACCAUCAUUGAAAUGGCAACAGGGAAGCCUCCAUUUCAUGAGCUGGGAGAACCACAGGCAGCUAUGUUUAAGGUCGGAAUGUUCAAAAUUCAUCCUGAAAUCCCCGAAUCGCUGUCUGCUGAAGCAAGAGCCUUUAUUUUGCUCUGCUUUGAACCUGAUCCAAACAAACGCAUCACAGCAUCUGACUUACUUAAAGAUGGUUUCUUGAAACAGAUGAACAAGGGCAAGAAAAACAGAAUUGCAUUCAAGCCUUCAGAUUAUAAUCGCAGCACAUCGCUUCCUUUGCCAGUCCAAGGGGAACUAGCUGGCAGCAGCAGCAGUGAACAUGGCUCAAUCUCACCAGAUUCUGACAUGCAACAUGAUAUGUUCUUUGAAAAAACAAAGCGCUCUGUGUCAGAGAUUCAGGCAAAAUAUCCCAUUUCCCAUUUACUAAGUAUUCCUGAUGAGAACUCAGUUUCAGAUGACAGAAGUGCUUCCCCUUCCCUUGAAGAAAAGGAUUCCGGUCUUUUCUUAUUACGGAAAGACAGCGAGCGACGUGCAAUUCUCUAUAAAAUCUUGAAAGAGGAACAGAACCAAGUUGCUUCUAAUUUACAAGACUGUGUAGCACAGAGUUCUGAAGAUCUGCAUCUUUCAGUCACUCACAUCAAACAAAUAAUAGGAAUUUUGAGAGAUUUCAUACGCUCUCCUGAACAUAGAGUUAUGGAAUCAACUAUAUCCAAGCUGAAAAUUGACCUGGAUUUUGACAGUACUUCCAUCAAUCAAAUUCAUCUAGUGUUAUUUGGAUUUCAAGAUGCAGUGAACAAAGUACUAAGAAAUCAUCUGAUCAGGCCCCACUGGAUGUUUGCUAUGGAUAAUAUAAUACGACGUGCAGUUCAAGCUGCUGUCACUAUUUUAAUUCCAGAACUUCGGGCUCAUUUUGAACCAAUAUCAGAGACUGAAGGAGUAGACAAAGAUGCAGAUGAAGUGGAUGAAGAUUUCCAGCGGGCAGAACAAAAACGUCCCGAGGAACCACUUAACACUUCUGGAAUUUGCACGCUUACAUCUUCAGUGGACCCUGACAGUCAGCAGCAGUUAAGCUUUCAAUUAAGCAAACUUAAGCAGGAAACAAACAGGUUGCUGGAAUGCCUGUUGCAAAGAGAGAAAGAAUAUCAGAUGCUUUUAAGGCAAGUAUUGGAGCAAAAAACGCAGGAUUUGCAUCUCCUUCAGCGACAGUCGAAAACUACUGAAAGUCAACUGUCUUCAUCUACACUUGAACACAAUGUAGACCAAGACCUUAUUACAUGGCUGACACAGCAAAAAGCAGACUCAGAUGCAAUUGAAAGGGUAACACUAAAUAAGGGAAGUUCAUAUUUCCUCAACAUCAGCCAUAAACGGAAUAAUACUAAACCUACUGAAAUUAAUUUGUUUUUCAGUUUGUUCAAGAGGAUUACACACUUGAUGAUAUUCUCAACCACAUCACUAAAGAUGAUUUGCGAUCCCUUAGACUCAGAGGUGGCCUUCUCUGCAGAAUUUGGAAUGCAAUAAUAAAACACAGAAAACUGAAUAAUAAACAGUUUGAAAUGGACGAUUAGCACAUCCACAUAGUUAUGCCAUACACUGCCAAUGAAUCUGUGAAGAAAACUGAGCAAACAUUCCAACUAAGUUAUUAAUUUAUGUAUGUACUGUAUGUAUACUGCUCCUGCAAGUUUGAAAAGUGUUUCAUUAAUCCUUGCACAAUAUGCUGUUUAGUGAUUUCUUUGGAAAUUUAGCCAUAUUUCAUUGUAAUAGUUAACUAUUGUAUCAGACAUUAAUAUUUGAAAUCAUGUACAUUUUUCAAGAGAAUAUAUAUUGGGCAGUCACUGGAAACCCGCUUGUAUUUUUUUAAUAUAAAUUUUAAAGUUUGCUUGACAUGCACUUUUUAACUGUUCAUAUUUAUAUUUAGGUUGGUUCAAUUCCAGCUGUUUUCCCAUUUGCUUUACCACUCUAUGAUCACAUUAUUCAUAAAGAAAAUUUUCUGCGUGUGAACUUGAUGAGCGAUAAAAGUAUUAAUCAAAACUUUCAGAAUACUUGAAUGUAUGUAGUAAUACCAAAUGAGGAUUUAAGAUUAAAUGGUCACUGAGAAGUUCUGCAAGAUUAAAAUUCAAAACGGACGCAAUGGGUGUUUCACUCCACUGGCACAGUACUGAAUCCAAUCCACUGAAACUCAUUUAACAGUCUUUAAAGACUGGAGAGGAAGGUCAGAAAACACACCCAAAGUAUCUUUUCAAGAGGCUUUAUUAUAUUUUACUGUACAUAAAGAUUUCAUUAAUCUCAUUUGCAGGUAAGUUUGAUAAAUAGAGCAAUACAGACCAUAACUAAGCUUGUAUAUAUAAAAAAUAAACAUUGCUUGAUUCAG